CACCAACGAUUAUUGAGUCCAUUAAGCACCGAUUUAGGCGGAUUUAUUCCGGGUCAAUUUUUGUGAGAUUCCAAAGGGGUACCAUCACAGAUUUCGGGCGAUUUAUCCGAAAUGCCAUUUUCUUUCGAUUCUGGAGGCUACAGAUUACGGAAUCAGGCCGAGGCUAUUCUACACCGAUAAUGAAGUCUAUUGAUCCUAUUCUCCACAGAUGAUAAGUCCGUUAAGCAUUGAUUUGGGCCAAUUUAUUUUCGGAUGGCAUUUUCGUAAUUUCUUGGGCGACGAAAGGCCAUUUUCUUUGGAUAUUGAAGGCUACAGAUCACGGAUUCGGCCUGAGCCUAUUCUCCAACGAUGAUUGAGUCCAUUAAGCACCGAUUUGGGCGGAUUUAUUCCGGGUCAAUUUUUGGCAGAUUCCAAAGGGGUACCAUCAUAUAUUUCGGACGAUUUAUCCGAAAUGCCAUUUUCUUUAGAUUCUGGAGGCUACAGAUCACGGAAUCAGGCCGAGGCUAUUCUCCACCGAUAAUGAAGUCUAUUGAUCCUAUUCUCCACGGAUGAUAAGUCCGUUAAGCAUCGAUUUGGGCCAAUUUAUAUUCGGAUGGCAUUUUCGUAAUUUCUUGGGCGACGAAAGGCCAUUUUCUUUGGAUAUUGAAGGCUACAGAUCACGGAUUCUGCCUGAGGCUAUUCUCCAGCGAUGAUUGAGUCCAUUAAGCACCGAUUUGGGCGGAUUUAGUCCGGGUCAAUUUUUGGAAGAUUCCAAAGGGUUACCAUCACAGAUUUCGGGCGAUUUAUCUGAAAUGCCAUUUUCUUUCGAUUCAGGAGGCUACAGAUCACGGAAUCAGGCCGAUGCUAUUCUCCACCGAUAAUGAAGUCUAUUGAUCCUAUUUUCCACGGAUGAUAAGUCCGUUAAGCAUCGAAGUGGGCCAAUUUAUUUUCGGAUGGCAUUUUCGUAAUUUCUUGGGCGACGAAAGGCCAUUUUCUUUGGAUAUUGAAGGCUACAGAUCACGGAUUCGGCCUGAGGCUAUUCUCCAACGAUGAUUGAGUCCAUUAAGCUUUGAUUUGGGCGGAUUUAUUCCGGGUCAAUUUUUGGGAGAUUCCAAAAGGGUACCAUCACAUAUUUCAGGCGAUUUAUCCGAAAUGCCAUUUUCUUUUGAUUCUGGAGGCUACAGAUCACGGAAUCAUGUCGAGGCUAUUCUCCACCGAUAAUGAAGUCUAUUGAUCCUAUUCUCCACUGAUGAUAAGUCCGUUAAGCAUCGAUUUGGGCCAAUUUAUUUUCGGAUGGCAUUUUCGUAAUUUCUUCGGCGACGAAAGGCCAUUUUUCUUUGGAUAUUGAAGGCUACAGAUGACGGAUACACCCUGAGGCUUUUCUCCAACAAUGAUUGAGUCCAUUAAGCACCGAUUUGGGCGGAUUUAUUCUGGGUCAAUCUUUGGCAGAUUCCAAAGGGGUACCAUCAAAGAUUUCGGGCGGUUUAUCCGAAAUGCCAUUUUCUUUCGAUUCUGGAGGCUACAGAUCACAGAAUAAGGCCGAGGCUAUUCUCCACCGAUAAUGAAGUCUAUUGAUCCUAUUCUCCACGGAUGAUAAGUCCGUUAAGCAUCGAUUUGGGCCAAUUUAUUUUCGGAUGGCAUUUUCGUAAUUUCUUGGGCGACGAAAGGCCAUUUUCUUUGGAUAUUGAAGGCUACAGAUCACGGCUUCGGCCUGAGGCUAUUCUCCAACGAUGAUUGAGUCCAUUAAGCACCGAUUUGGGCGGAUUUAAUCCGGGUCAAUUUUUGGCAGAUUCCAAAGGGGUACCAUCACAGAUUUCGGGCGAUUAUCCGAAAUGCCAUUUUCUUUCGAUUUUGGAGGCUACAGAUCACGGAAUCAGGCCGAGGCUAUUCUUCACCGAUAAUGAAGUCUAUUGAUCAUAUUCUCCAUGGAUGAUAAGUCCGUUAAGCAUCGAUUUGGGCCAAUUUAUUUUCGGAUGGCAUUUUCGUAAUUUCUUGGGCGACGAAAGGCCAUUUUCUUUGGAUAUUGAAGGCUACAGAUCACGGAUUCGGCCUGAGGCUAUUCUCCAACGAUGAUUGAGUCCAUUAAGCACCGAUUUGGGCGGAUUUAUUCCGGGACAAUUUUUGGCAGAUUCCAAAGGGGUACCAUCACAGAAUUGGGGCGAUUUAUCUGAAAUGCCAUUUUCUUUCGAUUCUGGAGGCUACAGAUCACGGAAUCAGGCCGAGGCUAUUCUCCACCGAUAAUGAAGUCUAUUGAUCCUAUUCUCCACGGAUGAUAAGUCCGUUAAGCAUCGAUUUGGGCCAAUUUAUUUUCGGAUGGCAUUUUCAUAAUUUCUUGUGCGACGAAAUGCCAUUUUUUUCGAUAUUGAAGGCUACAGAUCACGGAUUCGGCCUGAGGCUAUUCUCCAACGAAGAUUGAGUCCAUUAAGCACCGAUUUGGGCGGAUUUAUUCCGGGUCAAUUUUUGGCAGAUUCCAAAGGGGUACCAUCACAGAUUUCGUGCGAUUUAUCCGAAAUGCCAUUUUCUUUCGAUUCUGGAGAAUACAGAUCACGGAAUCAGGCCGAGGCUAUUCUCCACCGAUAAUGAAGUCUAUUGAUCCUAUUCUCCACGGAUGAUAAGUCCGUUAAGCAUCGAUUUGGGCCAAUUUAUUUUCGGAUGGCAUUUUCAUAAUUUCUUGGGCGACGAAAAGCAAUUUUCUUUGGAUAUUGGUGGCUACAGAUCACGGAUUCGGCCUGAGGCUAUUCUCCAACGAUGAUUGAGUCCAUUAAGCACCGAUUUGGGCGGAUUUAUUCCGGGUCAAUUUUUGGCAGAUUCCAAAGGGGUACCAUCACAGAUUUCGGGCGAUUUAUCCGAAAUGCCAUUUUCUUUCGAUUCUGGAGAAUACAGAUCACGGAAUCAGGCCGAGGCUAUUCUCCACCGAUAACGAAGUCUAUUGAUCCUAUUCUCCACGGAUGAUAAGUCCGUUAAGCAUCGAUUUGGGCCAAUUUAUUUUCUGAUGGCAUUUUCGUAAUUUCUUGGGCGACGAAAGGCCAUUUUCUUUGGAUAUUGAAGACUACAGAUCAUGGAUUCGGCCUGAGGCUAUUCUACAACGAUGAUUGAGUCCAUUAAGCACUGAUUUGGGCGGAUUUAUUCAGGUCAAUUUUUGGCAGAUUACAAAGAGGUACCAUCACAGAUUUCGGGCGAUUUAUCCGAAAUUCCAUUUUCUUUCGAUUCUAGAUGCUUCAGAUCACGGAAUCAGGUUGAGGCUAUUCUCCACCGAUAAUGAAGUCUAUUGAUCCUAUUCUCCACGGAUGAUAAGUUCGUUAAGCAUCGAUUUGGGCCAAUUUAUUUUCGGAUGGCAUUUUCGUAAUUUCUUGGGCGACGAAAGGUCAUUUUCUUUGGAUAUUGAAGGCUACAGAUCACGGAUUCGGCCUGAGGCUAUUCUCCAACGAUGAUUGAGUCCAUUAAGCACCGAUUUGGGCGGAUUUAUUCCGGGUCAAUUUUUGCCAGAUUCCAAAGGGGUACCAUCACAGAUUUCGGGCGAUUUAUCCGAAAUGCCCUUUUCUUUCGAUUCUGGAGGCUACAGAUCACGGAAUCAGGCCGAGGCUAUUCUCCACCGAUAAUGAAGUCUAUUGAUCCUAUUCUCCACAGAUGAUAAGUCCAUUAAGCAUCGAUUUGGGCCAAUUUAUUUUCGGAUGGCAUUUUCGUAAUUUCUUGAGUGACGAAAGGCCAUUUUCUUUGGAUAUUGAAGGCUACCGAUCACGGAUUCGGCAUGAGGCUAUUCUCCAACGAAGAUUGAGUCCAUCAAGCCUCGAUUUGGGCGGAUUUAUUCCGGGUCAAUUUUUGGCAGAUUCCAAAGGGGUACCAUCACAGAUUUCUGGCGAUUUAUCCGAAAUGCCAUUUUCUUUCGAUUCUGGAGGCUACAGAUCACGGAAUCAGGCCGAGGCUAUUCUCCACCAAUAAUGAAGUCUAUUGAUCCUAUUCUCCACGGAUGAUAAGUCCGUUAAGCAUCGAUUUGGGCCAAUUUAUUUUCGGAUGGCAUUUUCGUAAUUUCUUGGGCGACGAAAGGCCAUUUUCUUUGGAUAUUGAAGGCUACAGAUCACGGAUUCAGCCUGAGGCUAUUCUCCAACGAUGAUUGAGUCCAUUAAGCACCGAUUUGGGCGGAUUUAUUCCGGGUCAAUUUUUGGCAGACUCCAAAGAGGUACCAUCAUAGAUUUCGGGCGAUUUAUCCGAAAUGCCAUUUUCUUUCGAUUCUGGAGACUACAGAUCACGGAAUCAGGCCGAGGCUAUUCUCCACCAAUAAUGAAGUCUAUUGAUCCUAUUCUCCACGGAUGAUAAGUCUGUUAAGCAUCGAUUUGGGCCAAUUUAUUUUCUAAUGGCAUUUUCAUAAUUUAUGGGGCGACGAAAGGCUAUUUUCUUUGGAUUUGAAGGCUACAAGACACGGAUUCGGCUUGAGGGUAUUCUUCAACGAUGAUUAAGCUCAUUAAGCACCGAUUUGGGCGGAUUUAUUCCGGGUCAAUUUUUGGUUGAUUCCAAAGGUGUACCAUCACAGAUUUCGGGCGAUUUUUCCGAAAAUGUCAUUUUCUUUCAAUUAUGGAGGCUACAGAUCACAGAAUCAGGCCCAGGCUAUUCUCGACCGAUAAUGAAUUAUAUUGAUCAUAUUCUCCACGGAUGAUAAGUCAGUUAAGCACCGAUUUAGGUCAAUUUAUCUUUGAAUGACAUUUUUAGGGGUGCUGGUUCGGUUCCGGUUGGGUAACCGAAACCGAAACCAGAGAAAACCCGAAACCGUUAGUGUACAGCCAGAAACCGAACCUGAAAUUGCAGCUUGCGGGUUUCGGGUACCUGAACCCGAAAUUGCAACUUGGGGGUUUUUGUUGUUAGCUUAACCCAAAUUGCAUAAGAACUUUCGUCGAGAAUACUGUGUCUUCGUAUCCAUUAUGGUAUGCAGAAGAUGGCUAAAAUGUAAAUCAACCCAGACUCCAACUUUAAUUCAUACCAAUUACAAGUAAUCCGCCAUAUAUUAAUCUUGCCGAUCCUCUUAGCGUCGAUUCCUUUCUUUGUUCCUCAAAUUAUCCUCUAGUUGCUCUGUUGUAAUUUGAUUGAAAGGGGACCCAAACGCCAGGAAACCAUCAGGCCCAUCACCAUUCCAAUUCAACAACCAGAAAAGAACCCAACAGACAGAGCGGGAAGGGGAAAGGGGAAGAAGAAGGCCUUUAUGGGAUUCCAUAGCAGAGGUCGGAGAGGGGACUACCCGACUCGGACAGAGAUCACCCACUUCGUCGUUGAUGGGUUUCGACGGCCACUGUUGAGUUUCCCAUGAGGCCGCUGGCAGCGAGAAUGAUGAUGGCGGCGAGAACGAUGCGGCGAGGAUGGUGAUGGCGAGGGAGUUACACCGGGCGAUCCUAGGUUUGAGCGUUUGCCGAAGGUAAUGGCGACUUGAGGCGAAAAGCUAGGGAUUUCACCCGGCCUGGGAUUGCAACAUCGUCUCAUCUCUCACCAAAAACGACAUUUAUUGAAUUCGGGUUCUCGGGUUGGUGUCGGUUUUCGGGUUUCACUGAAACCGAAACCGCUGACAGCAUAUGCGGGUUGAAACCGAGAAACCGAAACCCGAAAGAACAUAUAUCGGUUCGGUUUCGGGUUAACCCAAAAAACCAAAACCGAUCUGACACCCCUAGGCAUUUUCAUAAUUUAUGGGGCGACGAAGGUCAUUUCCUUUGGAUUUUGAAGGCUACAGGACACAGAUUCGGCCUGAGGCUAUUCUUCAAUGAUGAUUAAGUCCAUUAAGCACCGAUUUGGGUUGAUUUUUUUCGGGUCAAUUUUUGGCAGAUUCCAAAGGGGUACCAUCACAGAUUUUGGGCGAUCUUUCCGAAAUGCCAUUUUCUUUCGAUUAUGGAGGCUACAGAUCACGGAAUCAGGCCGAGGCUAUUCUCGACCGAUAAUGAAGUAUAUUGAUCAUA
This is a messenger RNA of Linum trigynum, 5912 nucleotides long. The record is from the annotation of a GenBank genome assembly. Lineage: Eukaryota; Viridiplantae; Streptophyta; Magnoliopsida; Malpighiales; Linaceae.